AUGCGCCAAGCCGAUGUGGGCGAGCUCAAGCGCCUCCUCAAGACACUACCCCAAGAGCUGUACGACGACAUCUUCGCCCUCACCUUCACAGCGAGCGGCCAAGUCGAGACAAUCUCAGAAGGCUGGAUCCCACCCCACCUCUUCAGCAUCAGCAGCGCCACUCGAGCCCACUUCGCCGCAUCCUACUUCAGCUCGUCCUCGAGAUUCCAGUUCCGACUCACAGACGUUGUAGAGGAUUCCAAGUAUGUGGUGAAGUGGGUGAGAGCUUUCUCGCAUCACGACAUCGCCGCGGUUGAGGAUAUCAAGUACGUCCGGCGCGGCCGAUGUUUGAAUACGUGGGACCAGAUGGCGAGGCAGAUAGAGAAGACGUACCUGGCCGGUAGGAUGGAUCAUUGGGCGAGGAUGCUUCGAUUGGGGGAUGAGGGGAAGGAUGUUGUUCGGGAAGUGGCGAAGAAGAUUGAAGUGCUCGUUGCCGACGAGGCUGAGGAGAUGCGGCCUUUUGGAUGCUGGGCUUGA
Messenger RNA from Fulvia fulva, 516 nucleotides. RefSeq lists its product as uncharacterized. Lineage: Eukaryota; Fungi; Ascomycota; Dothideomycetes; Mycosphaerellales; Mycosphaerellaceae. The coding region runs from base 1 to 516 and encodes 171 amino acids. The transcript has 2 exons. The record is from RefSeq and is a predicted model, not a curated record.